UCCCCGGCGGUGGUCCUUCCUCUAGGCUUCUCUCGUCGGCUGUUGUUGUUUUCCUGCCCACGCGCGCCAGUGUAGUUUCCUUACACUCGCCCUGUUAAGCACCGAGGCAGCCGCUCGGUGCGCGCACACACCGCCGGAUUCCGCUGGAAGUGCAGCGUGGUUGGUGAAUUGCUGGUGUAUUUCAUCCGUGGCGUUUGGCUCGGGAGCAGCAGCUCCUCCCCUUGGUGGUGCUAUCCUCUUACUUGAUCAAAUCCUCGAACGUGAACAGUUUCACUGAAAAGCACGUUUUUUUUAAAAAAAAAAAGAAAAGAAAAGAAAAGAAAAGAAAGAAAAGGGAAAGAGAAAAAUCCAGCAACAGUGAAAGAACAGAAUCCAACUACAGGACUUUUUGUUUUUUGUUGUUAUUUUUGUUGUUGUUAAAACCCCCCAAAACGAAAUCCCUGCAUCUCAACCUCAGAGGUUGAGAAAAAAAAAAAAAGGUGGAAGAAGAAAGCUUUGGCUGCAAAAUAAUAAUAAUCUGCUGGCCGCUGCGCUCCCUCCCUCCCUCCCGCUUAGAAAGGACCCCCCACCCCUCCCACCAUACAUACCCAACUCUCUGCAAGGCAUGGAGAGAGGGGCUGGCUGGUCCUCUGGCUGCUGCGUCGCUUGGAUCGCCUCGGCAUGGCUUUUAUUUGGCGCUGGGUCUUUUGUCGGGGCUGAGAUAACUUGCAGAUCUUGUUUCCAGUCGUCUUUAUCGCCCACAUCUUUUCGGGUUAAGCUGCUGCAGUUGCCGUCGCCGCUGGAGGUUCCUCGGGGAGUGAAACUCGGGCCAAGCGGCGACGAAGAUGGGGAAACCCUGCAGGAGAAUCCCCGUGGAGGAUGGGGUGCAGCGGGAGAGGCCCUGGAGGAGGAAGGCGAAGCGAUGGGAGCGCCCCGAAAGGAUCCCGAUCCGGCGAGGGCGCAAGGCACCGCACCCGCGACGCCCGAGAAAGCCACCGGCGGACCCCCGAAGGAAACCGAGAGGGCGCGCCGGAGCCCCGAUCUCGGCGGCUCCCACCAACUCGGGAAUAGGGCGAAGGGCAGGGGAAGCUCCUUGCCUUCCGUCUGGGCAGAGAUGCAACAGAUGCCCGGAGGAGGGUCUGUCGGGGAAUCGCCGGCCGGCAGCCCCAGAGCACGGAGGAGCAGCGAGGAUUGGCAACCCUUCGGGCCGGACCGGCGAGGGGUAGAAGGAGGGGGUUGGGACGCCUCCUCUCCGGACGGCCACAGAGCCCGAAGUCCCGGCAGAGGCUCCAAAGAGGAAGGGCGGCUGGGCAAACUGCGCGGGGGCGGAGGCGAAGAGUUGAAACUGUCCAGCACCACCUUUGCCCUGAACGGAGACUCGGCUCACAACCAGGCGAUGGUGCACUGGUCCGGCUACAACAGCAGCGUGAUUCUCAUUCUUACAAAGCUGCAUGACUUCAAUUUGGGAAGUGUUACUGAAAGCUCACUUUGGAGGUCCACAGAUUAUGGUACAACAUAUGAAAAGCUAAAUGACAAAGUGGGACUAAAGACUGUGCUGAGUUAUCUUUAUGUCAGUCCUACUAAUAAGAGAAAGAUAAUGCUCUUAAGUGAUCCUGAGAUUGAAAGUAGCAUACUCAUCAGUAAUGAUGAAGGAGCCUCCUAUCAAAAAUAUAGACUCAGCUUCUACAUCCAGAGUCUGCUCUUCCAUCCUAAGCAAGAAGACUGGAUUCUAGCAUACAGCAUUGACCAAAAGCUGUACAGUUCUAUGGAUUUUGGAAGGAGAUGGCAGAUCAUGCAUGAACGGAUCACACCAAACCGAUUUUAUUGGUCUGUCACGGAUUUGGACAAGGAGCCUGACCUUGUACAUAUGGAGGGUCGGACACCAGAUGGACAUGCCCAUUAUAUAACUUGUAGGAUUCAAGAAUGUUCAGAGACCACCAGGAAUGGACCUUUUUUGCACUCCAUUGAUACAAGUUCACUUGUUGUCCAGGAUGAAUAUAUCUUUAUUCAGGUAACUUCUGGUGGAAGAGCAAAUUACUAUGUAUCUUACAAAAGGGAAGCCUUUACUCAGAUAAAAUUACCCAAGUAUUCACUACCAAAGGACAUGCAUAUUAUCAGCACAGAUGAGAAUCAGGUGUUUGCUGCAGUUCAGGAAUGGAACCAAAAUGACACAUACAACCUCUACAUUUCUGAUGUUCGUGGAGUCUACUUCACACUAGCCUUGGAGAAUGUUAAGAGCAACCGAGGACUAGAAGGGAAUGUUAUCAUUGACCUUUAUGAGGUAGCAGGGAUCAAAGGCAUAUUGCUGGCUAACAAGAAAGUAGAAGACCAAAUAAAAACGUUCAUCACCUAUAAUAAAGGAAGAGACUGGCGUUUGCUACAGGCUCCAGAUUCUGACCUUAGAGGGGACCCCAUUCACUGUCUGCUGCCUUUCUGUUCCUUGCACUUACAUUUGCAAGUCCCUGAAAACCCUUACACUUCAGGCAGUAUUUCAAGCAAAGAGACAGUCCCUGGACUUCUGGUUGCUACAGGCAAUGUAGGUACAGAAUUGUCAUACACUGAGAUUGGCAUGUAUGUUUCUUCAGAUGGUGGAAAUUCCUGGAGACAGAUCUUCGAGGAAGAAUACAAUGUAUGGUUCCUUGAUUGGGGUGGAGCACUUGUGGCCAUGAAACACACAUCAAUGCCUAUUCGACAUCUGUGGGUGAGUUUCGAUGAAGGAAGGACCUGGAAUAAAUAUGGCUUCACAUCAGCACCACUCUUCGUGGAUGGGUCCCUAGUGGAGCCAGGCAUAGAAACUCAGAUAAUGACAAUCUUUGGCCAUCUCAAUCUCCGUUCUGAAUGGCAACUAGUAAAAGUGGAUUAUAAAUCUAUCUUUAGCAGAAGAUGUACCAAGGAUGAUUUCCAGUCAUGGCAUUUACACAACCAGGGCGAACCUUGUGUCAUGGGAGAAAGGAAGAUCUAUAAGAAACGUAAAUCAGGGGCAUGGUGCGCAUUAUCUAGAGAUUACUCAAGAACAGUGGUUUCAGAACCAUGCAUCUGUGCUGAGUGGGACUUUGAAUGUGACUAUGGUUAUGAAAGACACAGUAAUAAUCAGUGCAUCCCAGCAUUCUGGUUCAACCCAUCUUCUUGGAUGAAAGAAUGUAGUCUUGGCCAGAGCUACUUGAACAGCACUGGGUAUCGGAGGAUUGUUUCUAAUAACUGCACAGAUGGUUUGCAAGAAAAAUAUGCAGCCAAGCCUGAACAGUGUCCAGGCAAAGCUCCCCGUGGGUUACAUAUUCUCACAUCCACUGGCAAGUUGGUUACAGAACAAGGCUACAACACUACCUUCAUAAUUCUUAUGGAAGAGGGUGACCUCCAGAGGACAAAUAUCCAAUUGGAUUUUGGGGAUGGUACUGCUGUAUCCUAUGCUAAUUUCAGUCCUAUAGAAGAUGGAAUCCGGCAUGUUUAUAAGAGCACUGGAAUCUUCCAUGUGACAGCUUAUGCAGAAAAUAACUUGGGUUCUGAUUUGGCAGCACUUUUCCUCCAUGUGGUUUGUCCAGUGGAACGUGUCCACCUCAGUGUCCCUUUUGUGGCCAUCAGAAAUAAGGAAGUCAAUCUCACGGCUGUAGUUUGGCCAAAUCAGUCAGGCACCCUCACUUACUUCUGGUGGUUUGGCAACAAUAGCAAGCCAUUCAUCACCUUGGAUAGCAGCAUCUCUUAUAUCUUUACCAGUGAAGGACUGAAUACUAUCACAGUGCAGGUCUCAGCUGGCAACAUCCUUAUCCAGGACACCAGAAACAUUGCUGUGCAUGAAUAUUUUCAAUCUCAAUUAUUAUCGUUCUCACCCAAUUUGGAUUAUCACAAUCCUGAUAUCCCAGAGUGGAGAGAAGACAUUGGCCGAGUCAUCAAAGCAGCUUUGGUGCAUGUGACUGGUAUACCCAAGGAACAAAUUCUUGUAGCAGUAUUCCCUGGAUUGCCUACCUCUGCUGAGCUCUUCAUUUUACCACAUCAAAACAUAUCAGAGAGAAGGAAAGACAGUGAAGAUGAUUUGGAACAGGCUGUUGAAAUCCUCUUCAGUGCUUUAAAUCAGAACCUGGUUCAAUUUGAGUUGAAGCCUGGUAUGGAAAUAAUUGUUUACGUCACUCAGUUAACAUUAGCACCUCUUGUUGAUUCUGGUGCUGGACACAGCAGCUCUGCAAUGCUGAUGUUGCUCUCAGUGGUCUUUGUUGGCUUGGCUGUUUUUUUAAUCUACAAGUUUAAAAGGAAAAUUCCAUGGAUCAACAUCUAUGCUCAGGUGCAACAUGACAAAGAACAGGAGAUGAUUGGUUCUGUCAGCCAAAAUGAAAAUGCACCCAAAAUUUCACUUAGUGAAUUCACAGACCCUGAAGAACUCAUGGACAAAGAGUUGGAUGCACGGGUUAUAGGAAGCAUCUCAACGAUCUCCAACAGUGAAAGCACAAAGGAAAUACCGAACUGCACUAGUGUUUAAUAUCAGGAGUCCAUUUUGACAACAACAUUUCCCAGUUUUUAUUUUGUAAUUAAUAUUAUGAGUAGAUGAAGCAAAAUUCUUCUUGUUAUUAUUAUUAUUAAUAUUAAUGGUGUGGACUUUUUUUUCAUUUUUUCUUUUUCAGGGGACAUUUAUAAAGUGAGCAUUUGGCAAACCGUAUCUCAAUAUGAUAUACAGCUGAAUGAAAUCAUGGUAUAAGAUCCUAAAUUUCAAUUGAAAUAAUUAUGUUUUGGUUUUUUUUGUCAAUGGCAAUCUCAAAAGGAUAUUUAAUGGUUCUUACCACACUUGCCUGUGACCAGUGCUUUCAGAUUCUGAUUCAGAUAACUGGUGUUAUCCGAUAAAUCUUGAAAACUGUUUCUGUGAGGUCCCUUCUGAAUAAUAUUUUUAGAUCCCAAUGAAGGUGGGUGGGAUGCACAAAAUGGCCCAACCAAUAUUGACCAAAUUUCUGAAGAGGCUCUCACUGGUGCAUGUUCAUACUGAUGGUAUAAUGUAGAUACUUACCAUGUAAAUAUAUUUUUAUUUCUUGAGAAAUAAUUUAAUGUUUAGCAAAAGAUAAAUUUAAAAUAAAUAAGCCACACACAGACAUACACACAGCACACAUGUUUGCAUUGAUAUCAAAAGCAAAAUGUUAAACGGAAGCCUGCAGUGAGCAACUGUGUCACAUGUGGGAUCUAAAUGUAUAUCAGUUGUCUGUCCUAUUUAAAUCUGUUGCCUUAUUUUAACAGUACCGUGCCAAGGAAUCCCCUAAAGUAGGAAAUGUGUACUGGUUUAGGCAUGUUUCAGAACACAGUUUAGUUAAGUCAGUUUCCUCUUCCUCUUCCUCUUCCUUACAGGAAGAGAAGAUGAGGAAUGAGGAUACUAAUUAUACUAGUUUUGCAGCUAAUAAGCUUAGCUGCAAAACUCUGAAAUAUGAAUCCAUACUAUCCCCAUUUGAAUUAGUUAGCUGCAUGGAGGAAAUAUUCUUCACCAAAAGGAAGAUAAAUAAUAAAUCCAAGACUGACUUUUAACCUGUAGUGAUGGCCACUAUCUGGAAAUUUGUUAUUUUUAUUUUAACAUUUUAAUCUCAACUCUUUCUCACUUUUUCCUCUAUACUCCUUUCAGCACAUGAUUUUAUUUUGUAUUUUGCUUCCAGCUCAUCUGAUAUGAUCAUAUGGGUACAGUUAAAUAGGUUGUGUAAGAUUGAUUUUGGAUUUCACUGUUUUAAACUGUUGUUUAAUAGAAAUAGAAAUAUUAGGUGUUACAAUCUGCUGUUGCAUUGUUGACUCAAAAUUCUGAAAUUUUAUUUUAUAUAUUAAUACAUUUAAAUAACUCAGAAAGGUGGCAAUAAAAACAAUAGUAAAAUCAAAACAUUAAAACAAGUACAAUUAAAAACCUCAACAAAAUUGUUAUAGGAAAACAGUAGAAAAGAUUGAUAUUAAAAGCAAUGCAGCCAUCUCAUUAGAUCACCAUUUCUGUGAAACUGCCUAAAUCUACUGACACAGCCAUGUUUUAAGAACCUUCCAGAAGAAGUACUCAAAGGUUCCCAGAUUUGCAAAAUCUCUUAUAUGACAUUAUUUUCACUGAGAAUAUAGUAGGCUAAUAUACAAUCAUAGAUGUUUGCUUUAUAAUGUAUUAUAUGACAAUUUUAUUUGUUGGCAAACAUAUUUGAAUGAUCUUAAUUAGCAAUACUAUGCUUGAUUGGUAAAGUAUUCUGAGUAUUCAUAUCUGUGCAGUAAAAAGAUCCAUAUUUUAUGGCCGCCUAAUGAUGGGUGGAUAUCUUUUGGCUAUUAUUUGCCUGAUAACUGGUAAUGUUCAGAAACAGGAUCAGCAAAAGUAUCAGAAAUUUCAUGGUCACUAGGUAGAUUAAUCAGCAAUAGAAAAAGAAGUCUGAAACUAAUUAUUUUCAAUCAACGGAUUUUAUUAUUUUAACAUCCAGAAAAAAGAAUCUGUCAAAGAGGGGGUGGGAGAUUAUAGCUCUGAGUAAAAUAAAAACUUCAGAGGGAUCAAUUUAAAAGCUGGUGCAGUCCUUUUAGAUCUUGUGAAACAUUCUAAAAUGUCUCUCUCUACAAAGCAAAUAUUAGAAUUGGACAAUUCACAAAUCCACAGUUUAACAUGAAAAACAUGCACAAAAUAGUAUAUGCAAACUGUUCUACUGAGAGUGUCAUUUCAGAUACAGACUGUUUCUGUAUUCAGAAGAAUAUGUAUUAAUAUACUUUUUAUUAAUAAUGUAUUUUGCUAGGGUGCUGGUCACUAAAAAAAUCCUUAGUGAUUUCUUAGAUUCAUGUUUAUAAAGUAAUUUCCAAAAUGUAAAGAAUAUCUUCCUUAUUCGUGAUUACUAUGUCUCAGGAACUGUGGAAAUAGUGAUGUUCCCAAUCAAUAAACUUAUUACAUAAGCAGCACAAAAUACAAUUACAGAGAAUUCCAGUCCUCCCUUAUUCCAAUUCUUCAUCUAAGGAAUUCAAGAUAGCUAUACAUGGUUCUGUCCUGUUUCACAGUCCUCCAAGAUAAAUUAAGCUGAGAGACAAUGUUAGAUUAAUGUCUUAGUUUCUUUUAAUUUAUACUCAGCAAACUAGUUACCAGGUAAUUAAGAAAAAGUGUGUUUGUAUGUCCAUGCUAUAUGCAAAAAAAGUGAAAAUUGAUCAUUAAUCUCUGCAUGAGAUUAAUGAUUGACCCUCUCUUCAUCCUUCCAGUAAAUUCCAUACAUCCCCCACAGCUCUUCUCAGAUCACCGGCUUCCAUUUACAUUUCAAAUCUUGAAUGUUGUUUGUCCAGCUAAUGACAACUCCAAUCUAUACAAAAUGUUUAUUCUAGGGAUUUGUAUUUAAAAAAAAUAAAGGAGAAGAAAUGGGAAAGGGGAGGGAGGGAGAAGAAACAACAAUUAAUUCAGCAAGCUAGCCUGAGCCUGCAGUGUCAGUCUCAAAAUGUUUGAGAAAAAAAUUAAAUCAUGUUCUUUUAUUAGUAUUGGUGAGAUUUAUGUCUAUAUUUCUUUAUUUGUUUAAACUGUGGGUUAUUUGACAUCUUUCUUUCCGGGUCUUAAAAAUGCAGUCUGCAAAGCCUCACUUUUACCUCAGCUGAAAUCUCUUAGAAUAUAAGAACAUAGGCUAAUACUAGGCCAAUGGAAUUCUAUGGAGGAGUGCAAAAUGAUAUCCAGAUGCCAAAAUUGUGCCACUUAACAUUUUAAUGAGACUUGAAUGGCUUGUGGGAAAUGGCAGGAGAAAUUUAAUUAAAUUAUUUCUGCUCUUUUAUUUAUUUACUUUAAGAGAGUGGAUAUCUUGAGGGGCAUGUUGUACAGAUUGAAUUUAAUACAAUAAUUGGCAACAAUAUAGUUCUAUUUAGGUGCUUGGAAAUAAGGACUACUCAUAAGUAGUCUUACAUCUAAUUAUCCUACCUCUGUCAAUAAUACUCUUAAUGUUAGCUUCUACCAUAGAGAUAGGCAAUGUAUUUUCAGCCAAUGCCUACAUUUUUAAAACAUAUUUAAGAUUUUAGGAGAUAUGUGCAAUGAUAAAGUGACAUUACUAGUGAUGUGUCUUGGGGAGUGGAAUUUUUAUUUUUCUGAGCAUAGGGGUUAUUUUAUAAGACUUAUUUGUUUUUUGCAAUUUAUUAUAAGCUUUAUAAUUGAGAGGAUGCAAGUAGCUGUGGGAACAUUCUUGAAUGUAUUCAUACAAAUUACAUAAAAUAUGUAGAAAGUCAGGUUUAUCACAAUUUAUUAUGAAAUUUAAUUAUUCUUUCUUUAUGGGCAAGAAGCCAGACAGUACACUAAACAAGGACUAAAGAUUGUUCAAAAGUUUCAAACAAAAAUACCCUAAAAUUUCUAACAAAAGACUGACAAAAGUCUGGAUUCUUUACAAAUUAUCUAAACAAUGAGAGAAUUGGGGUCCAAUGCAUUUCCUGUAUCAGUAUGGUCACCACAAGCAACGGUGAAGAAUUUCUUUCAUGUGCCAGAAAGAUGGUUCAUAGGCUGUGGUGGACUUCUUUAUGAGAACUUCCAUAUAAAUCUUAACAAGUGAUAAGAUUUGUAACAGAAAAAAAAGUUAUUUAAAUAGUUAUGCUCUAAGCCUUUUAGAGCUUUAAUAUCAUUGCCCUAGAUUAUACUUCAUAAGCAACUAGUGCCAUUUUUGGUACAGGGAAAAUACUCCCUGGUCCUUGCAUCAAUUAGCAGCAUGACUGCUGUAAAUGAGUCAUGGCUCAGUUAUUAAAGCACAGUAUUGUAGGCCUGCAGUCUUGAAUUUGCUCCUCAUGGGACUCAGGAUUCCAUCCUUCUGAAGUCAGUAAAAUCAGAGCCCAGAUUGUUGGGGGCAAUAUGCAAGUAAUGCUUUCAUUUUAAAUCACCCAGAGAGUGUGGUAAAGUGCUAAGGGUGGAAUAAAUGCUACUUGCUACUAUACCAAUUGUAUCUUCUGUACACUAUUCAAAAGCAGCUCCAUUGUCAUUGCAGCAAUGGCAUCCAUAGAAACUAGGACCUUUCAUUAGAAUGACAAAAGCAGUAUCAGAUUGUUGCACUGCAGACACAAAAGGUAUUUGGCUUGUGCUGCAAUUCCAUACUGUUGCCUUCAUCAAUCUAAUACCACUAACCCAUCCUGAUGGGUAUGAGUCAGGAUGUAACAAGACAUAGAUAACUAUCACUAAAAUAAAAAUUAGUCAGGACAGCUUGCGGUUAGGGUACUAAAUAUAACUAUAUGGAGGUACUCUUCACAACAUCUUCCAGUGAAAACUGUGAAUAAAAGAGCACCAUGUCUGAAAAACUGUUCUUUUUUGGGAGGUGUGUGUGUGGGCUUCAAUUUUCUCCAAAACAACACAAAUUCUUCAUAGUACACCAUCAACUGUUGUAGCUCCGUUCCACCUGGUCAUGAAGAUGCCACAUAUCAUAGAAGAGCAAUGCUGAUUUGUUCUUGGUGGAUGCAGUGGAUGCAAAAAGCUAAGCAUCCAUGACAAACAUUUCAUUGUUGCAGUUCAGGUGCAGUUCAAAUGGCAACCAUUUCAUCAUUGCAGUUCAGAUGAGCCUCAUUCUAUAUAUAUAUUCUUAUAUGGGUUUAUAGAGAAUAUAUUCUCUAUAUAUUCUAAUCUGUCCAAGAAUUAUUUCAUUUAAAUAGCAGUGGCAAGCCAUCCACUUUGUACAUCUCACCUUCCUAGUAAAUAGGAUAGAUGUGGCUCUCCAUUAGGGAAGAGUCAAUUUAGGAGCAUUAAACUACUCUACAAUAUUCCACAGUAUAUUUCACAAGGCAUGUGGCUAAAGUUGGAAAUUCCCCAAGCACAUUUGGAGAACCAACUGGCUCCAUAAGAUACUUAUGAGCCAGACUAUUUUAACCAAUUCUCCAUCCUUGCAAAGAUUAAAAUUGGCCAGGGAUUUAUAUGUUUAGACAGUGAAAUGUGGCAGCAUACAUUCACCAUCGCUGCACUGUUUCUGUGGAGCAUCUGGUCAGCCAUUCCAUCUCCUGUCCUUCUGCUAUACCACAUAGUAGCCUGGUAGUCAAAGAUCAGAAAGAUAAAUUCUUUGCUCUUCUGUAGCCAGGUCUCUGUAAUUUAUAGCAGAACAGUCCUUUCAUUGGGGGUUAAAUUCUGAAUAAGAAAGGGUUUGCUAGUAACUGAUCUGACAUAAAAAAGGAGGGGUUUCAUGUUCAAGAAGUCACCAUCACUGUUCGUUUAACAGUGAGGGUACAGCUUUUUUUCUCAGACCUUUGCACAUUAUCCUCCAUUUUCCUGAUGCAUUUAUUACCACUACGUCGCAACUAUCCAACCAUCCAUAUCAAGCACUCCCUUUAACAGCCUACUUGCAUAUAAAAAAGUGAGAUGCCCUCAGAAGGAAUUUCUUAAAGUUCUCUUGUAAUCACCCCACAGUGGCGAGCCUAAACUCCAGGAAGCUGAUGCUGCAAUGCACAUCCUCUCGUUUACAAUUUCUGUGGAAUUAUUGGGAAUAGGCUGUUGGAAGUGCUCACAUAGUUGAAUGCUAUGUGUGGCUCACAUAUGUAAAGUAAAACAUAUUUAUUGAAUGCUUACAAAACAAAUCUGCCCAAUUUUAAAGCUAUCAGAUUGCCAUAAACAUAGUAACUAUCUUUCAUAGACACCUACAGUGAUUUCAACUCAGACAAACUGAUGUUUAUUUGUUUCUCAUUCUAAGGUUUAAAUGAGUCAGACAACUGCAAUACGUAUAAAAAUAAAUAAGACAAAUGCAUGAAAGAUAUAAAUAUACAUAUACAUAAAAAUAAAUAUAUACUGUAUUGGUUUUAUUGUUGCAUUUGAAUAUUUCUACUGUAAAAAAAAGGCAGUGAUUUUGAAAUUGUUGAGAAUAAAUGUAUUUUUGUACAUCA
Pantherophis guttatus is the source of this 10746-nucleotide messenger RNA. RefSeq names its product sortilin related VPS10 domain containing receptor 3 (gene SORCS3). Gene Ontology annotation, cellular component: postsynaptic density membrane. The record is from RefSeq and is a predicted model, not a curated record. NCBI's taxonomy places the organism in Eukaryota, Metazoa, Chordata, Lepidosauria, Squamata, Colubridae. Gene Ontology annotation, molecular function: protein binding.